AAAGGGUGCUUCACGUUAAAAGAAGUAAGGGCAGUUGCACUGAAUAGAGGCGUAGGGGUUAGCUUAGCUUUAUCCAUAUAACUCCGAAAGCAAUAUAAAUAAAUGUAGUAUUGAAGACUCGGGAAUUGAAAACAAAGGCACAUAGAAACAAACAAAGCAGCAAGAGAGAGAAAGGUGUUUGAUCAAUCAAUAUUCAAUGGCGUCAAGGAAGAACUUUCUUUCAAAGCCGAGUCGCUACAUCUUUCCGGCAACCUCAGACACCCAUUUGAGCCCAACCCAACAAGAGGGCAUCUUCGAGUUCGACGAGGCUGAGUUGUGGAACCACUCCGAAGCCACCAAAAAGGGGUUACCUUCUUCGGGUUCGCGAUCCCUUGCGAAGAGAGCAUCGAGGAAUAACAACAAGGUAGAUCAUGGUGGAGGAGGUCGAGUGGGUCCAGCGUCAUUGCCCGUUAACAUACCCGAUUGGUCCAAGAUCUUGAAGGAGGACUACAAGGAGCACCCAAAGUGGGAGAGUGAUGGUGAUGAUGAAGAAGAACACGUUGGUGAUGAAGGAAACCAACGAGGGUUUAGGGUACCCCCUCAUGAGUAUCUCGCUAGGACAAGAGGUGCUUCUCUCUCGGUGCAUGAAGGGAUUGGAAGGACCCUCAAAGGAAGGGACUUGCGUAGUGUCAGAAAUGCCAUUUGGAAGAAAGUGGGCUUUGAAGAUUGAUUAAUUAAUUCAUCAUAACAAAAAUUAGUGUUAAAAUGGGGAUUAGUGCUAGGUUGUUACAACUUUCAAGAGAGAAAGAGAGAUAAGAUAUGGAUCAGAUUCCAGAAAUUUUUUUUAUAUUGGAAAAUUUUGGUUAAGGCGAUGAUUACUUUAGUGCCUGCUAGUUUUAGCUAUAUGUUUCAACUUUGAACAGAUCCGUAUGCUAUAUAUAUGUUGUUCUUGUGGAUGAUCCUAUAUGUAGUUAGGGAACGUUUUGUUUCUUUUUGAAAUGUUGACUCGUACUGUUAAGCAAGGAGAUGAUCAUGAUGAUCCUCAUUUUGGGUGUCUACUGUUUUUAAAGAAGGACCACCACUCAUAUAUGCUUGUAUUUGUAAUGAUCUCUUCAACUAUUUUAAUUGAUCAUUGGACAUAUUAUAUA
Messenger RNA from Cajanus cajan (pigeon pea), 1127 nucleotides. NCBI's taxonomy places the organism in Eukaryota, Viridiplantae, Streptophyta, Magnoliopsida, Fabales, Fabaceae. The record is from RefSeq and is a predicted model, not a curated record.